ACCAGUACAACGCAUUAGUCAGGAAAGGCAACUCAGUGAUCCCUUCAGCUCCAAUGAUGAACUUUGUGCGUGCCCAGAUCAAGAAAGCAGCUGAUGAGACCGAGACUAUUCUGGAAACAACCCCGACUGGCAAAAGCGAUGGGGAAGGUGCACUUCGAGCAUUCAUUAAGCGCCAGGGCCAAAAGUUAAGGCGGCUAUCAAACCUUUUCGGUUGUCGUGACCCCGAGUAUGUAUCACCAGAACGGUCUAGGUCGGCGACACCAUCAGAUCCCGCUUCGGGGCAGGGCCAUGGUGAACCUUUCGAGGAUGAGGAUGUGGGUGUGGUCACCCAAGAGGUUGCUGAUGAUAUGACCGUGGGGACGUACCAGGCUCGGUCUGCAUACGAGUUGAAGCCUAGGAAGGGAAUCAACAAGUACACACCUGAAGACUUCACCCAAAGAGGCCAAAGAGGCAAAAGGACGGUCGGCACCUCGCGGAUGGCGGCUUUGGAUGACUAUUUGGAUGACGAUGUAGAUUACGUGGAGGAACCGGAGCCGGAGCCGGAGCGGGUUCCUCUUCCUAGGAAGGUGAAGAAGAUAAGCGUCAAGAGGGGGGAGGAGCCAGCAAGCGCGGAAAGCACUAGUCAUCAUCCUUUAUUUAUAAUGUUGAACUUAGAGUGGUGGUAGCUCUUAGUAAUGUGGAAUUUGUUAUGUCGUUGAACUUGGAGUGGUGGUAGCUCUAUGUUAAACUUGAACUUAUUGUGAUGGUCCUUUCUAAGAAA
Molecule: messenger RNA, 760 nt
Organism: Aegilops tauschii subsp. strangulata
Lineage: Eukaryota; Viridiplantae; Streptophyta; Magnoliopsida; Poales; Poaceae
Source: RefSeq, a predicted model, not a curated record